This is a messenger RNA of Danio rerio (zebrafish), 1515 nucleotides long. The record is from RefSeq and is a predicted model, not a curated record. Lineage: Eukaryota; Metazoa; Chordata; Actinopteri; Cypriniformes; Danionidae.
UUCAGAAGAACAGUUCUGAAUCACGAAUCGGACACUGCUUAGCAAACGAAUCAUUAAGCUACAACAUCAAAAAAAGAAGCCAUUUCUAAAACAAGUCAUCUUUAAAGCGAAAUACAUUUUGUCGUUUUGGUGUCCAGCAGCAGAUCAUUCAGAGCAGAGCAGAGCAGAGCAGCAGGGUGUCUUCAGAAGCAGGAGAGAGAGAGGGAGGGGAUUUUACGAGUCCUCGCUAAACUUCAGACCGAGAGUUGAAAGCGAAAGCGGAGAUGAGUCGAGCGGCAGUGCCGUGUUAGCAUUCAAACAUGGACAAGAGAGGAUUCCGAGCAAUGUUGCUAGAAAUUUCCGACAAGCUUACAGAUGAUAACGUGGCCAAAUUAAAGUUUUUGUGCACUGACGUCGGCAUCGGGAAGAAAAAACUUGAGAAAAUCGACACCGGGAUUGAACUCUUCGAGUGCUUGAUCGAAAGAACUGCAAUUGGGCCUGAAAACACUGAGCUUUUACGAACACUUCUUGACAAAGUCGGUCAGACAGUUCUUAUUGAAAAAAUAGACGAUUAUGACAGGCAAACGUCAAGAAGCCCGGCUGGUGGUCUGGACGCGAAAGAGCGAGAGAGAAUCAACACAGCAACCGAAGUAGUGGUUGAGCAGCUGGGUAAAAAGUGGCCCUCCGUUGGAAGAAAGCUGGGGCUUCAGCAGACACAGCUGGAGGGAAUCCAGGAGAAGCACAGCCGUGAUCUGGAGGAGCAGGUCAGAGAGCUCAUCAGACAGUGGAUGAGGAUCAAGAAGGAGAACGCCCGAGUGGAAGAUCUCAUUCAAGCGCUGCGAGACUGCAAACAGAACCUCACCGCUGAUCUCGUGGAGAGAAAACUCAGGGAACUUUAAAAACAAAAACAACUUCACACCAUUUUGUGUUUUUUGGAAGCUGUUGGAAAAAAGGAGAGAGCUUUUUGUAAUUACUGUGAAUUUCCUUUAUCUUAAGAGCAAAAUAACUCUAAAUCGUUUACAGAUCUUCCUGAAGGAGUCGAGCACAGCUUUUGUUCAGGAUAAUGAAUUAGAUAAUAUAUUUGUACAGCGUUAUUAUAUUGCAGGGCACGAUAUUAUUGAAUAAUGAGUGUCUUAAAGGGAUAGUUCAUCCAAAAAUGAAAAUUUACUCACCAUUUACUCUCUCUCAAUGGGUUACAAACCUUGCUAAACACAUUCUAAAGAAAGCUGAAAACUGGUAACCAUUAACUUCCAUUGUAGGAAAAACAAUUACAAUGAAAGCCAGUGGUUUUGAAAUAUCUCCUUUAGUGUUUAACAAAAGAGAGAAACUUGAAGGUUGAGUAAAUGAUGACUUUUGUUUUUUGGGUGAACUAUCCCUUUAAAACAACACAUCUGAUUUACCCUUUGAAAAGCAUUAGAAUGGUGCAGUUUUUACAGAACACUCAUCAAAUGACACUGUUCUUGUAUUGACUGAUUCUGGCAGAGGAUGUCUGACACUUAAUCAAUGAAUAAAGGGACCAGCGAUGCUUCAACAGGC